AUGGUGGCGGCUCUUCUCACUGCUGGGGCUAAACCGAACUUACGAACAGCUGCGGAAGCAGCAGCUAGGAUUCAGGGAUCGUUUAGGGAGACGGCGUGGAAGGUGGCAAUGUCAAUAGUGAUCGAGUUUGCUAACAAGGAAGAAGAGGCUAAGAGUAUAAUCGCGGCGAUGAAGAUUCAGAAUGCAUUUCGCAAAUAUGAUACGCGUAGGAAGAUUGAAGCUGCUUACAAAAUUCAGUGUAGGUUCCAAACAUGGAAAAUGAGAAGAGAGUUCUUGAAUAUGCGGCGUCAAGCAAUUAGGCUCCAGGGGGUUACAGGCAAGGAAGCAGUUCAAGAAGAUCUUAUGGUCGGUAAAAGUGUUGGAGAAGCUAUGCCUUCUCCUUCAUUUUCAGCCAGGGCCUUUGUGUUAGCCUUGAAACUUGUCUUGGCAACACUAACUUUGAUGAGUAAAUUCUCGUCUUCAGUGCAAAAGGAUCUUGAAAUUACCUCUGUCAAUCCCACCAUGCUUAUUUUAGGAUGGGUACAGCAAGCAGCUGGGAUGCUAAGAUGGUUAAGCACAUGA
Messenger RNA from Eruca vesicaria subsp. sativa (arugula), 561 nucleotides. The record is from the annotation of a GenBank genome assembly. Lineage: Eukaryota; Viridiplantae; Streptophyta; Magnoliopsida; Brassicales; Brassicaceae.